Macaca mulatta (Rhesus monkey) is the source of this 4089-nucleotide messenger RNA. The record is from RefSeq and is a predicted model, not a curated record. NCBI's taxonomy places the organism in Eukaryota, Metazoa, Chordata, Mammalia, Primates, Cercopithecidae.
AUAAAAAUAGCCAGUAGCUGCAAAGUUCUGUUUCUUUGUUUCGUUAUUGAAAACAUAUUCCUUCUAUUAGAUUAUUAAUAUUAUAUCAUCUUGCAGAACAGGUUUCCCUUUAGUGUGACUUCUUUUAACUUAACUUUGAAAGAAGUUUCAUUAAAGGAAAGCUGAAAUUUUCCCAGAGGGCAUCUUGUUAAUGCAUCCUGUAAUAACUAACUUUUGAAAGAAAAAUAUGUUGUUUACAUACAUGCUGUAAGUAUAAAAAUAUACUUAAAAAGGAGACAAGCAGUUAUUGGAUUGUUUUUAUUUAAUAAAGAGUAUAUGUAAGUACUAUAUAUCUUUUAUCUGGAAGAGUAAUUUAAGUUGCCGUUCAGGAUAUCUCCAUAAGCUUUUAAUAUUAAAUUAUUACUUUCAUGCGUUUUCAAAAUACUUCAUAAAACUAACUGUCGUGUGCUUAAACUGAAAAAUAUAUACUUCAUAUCAGGCUUUAAUCCAAUAGGAACAUCACUUCUAGUUUAAAAUUGUUGGCUGGGUAUGUGAGCAGUUAUCUUCUAGAGAAAGCUGAUUAGUCCCUGCUUCCUGCGUGAAUUCCAGAGGCUAUCUAGGGCACUGGCUUGCAAACUCAGAAGUGUCAUUGGCAUCUUGAGAUAAGUUCAGUGCUCUCCGGUACAGCCAGGUUAACCAAAGACCAAAUUCUCAUUUUCUGUCAUAGGCACAUUACAUUAGUAGGAAGUCUUACUGAAAAGCUAUGUAAUAAUCUGAAGGUUGCUUGGUGACCAUGGAAUCAGACCAAAGGAAGUUAGGUGUAUUACUUUAAUGGCUGGUAUCAUUUAUCUUUAUUUUAUGGAGGUAUCUGUCAUAUAGACUAUAGAUUCCCUCUUAUUUGUAGCCCAGAAUAUCCUCACCUCUAAAUUCUCUUGGGAGUCUCAAAUUUGCCUCUGUAAUACUUCCUUUCAGACGCUUCUCUUACUAAGUUCCUAUGCCCACCUCUUUACUUCUUGUUACCCAACACUUACAUUGAGUAUUACAUAGUUGAGAGUCAGCCUGGGAGCUUUUCUUUCUUCAUAAGGUGACUCUUCAUAACUACACUCUCAUCUCCUUUGUGUGUUUUAUACUUUAACCUGAGAGCACUAUUUUUUUCCCGGUAAGUUUAGCAAGCAGAGUUGUGGCAUCUUGCACUUCUUUCUGUGUACUAUGAACACAUGCAGCAUCUGUUCCACAGCUUAGUACAAAAAAUCUUUUUCGAAGUAAGACCGUAUCUUUGUGUAUUCUUCUUACCAAAUUGUUAUACCUUUUGAAUAGCAUGAUAGGAAUUUACCUACAGCAUGGGUUGGCAUACAUAUAUUUUCUGUAAAGGACCAGGAAGUAAACAUUUUAGGUUAUGUGAACCAUAAAGUCUUUUGCACCACUUUUGAUCUGUAGCAUGACUAUGGGCGUAGGUAAUACAUAAAGGAAUGGGUGUGUCCAUAUUUGAAUAAAACUUUAUAUACAGGCAACUAGUUGGAUUUGGCCUGACAAUUGGCUGCCCUUCAUAUAUUCUGUCUUGUGAACUGUCUUUGUUGACCCAUAUACUGCAUUAGAUUUCAGUACUUUGGCAACUUAUUUCCAACGUAAAAUUCUCAGAACAACCUUAGAUACUCAAUGGUAAAUACCAGUUAUAUCUGUUGAUGGGUGUUUAGCUGCAACAGGAAACCACAUUAAUGGUGGCUUAAGCAGUAAAGGUAUCCAUUUGUCUCACCAAUCUGGAAAUCAGAUGUUCUAGUUUUAAAGGAAUGCCUCAAAGAUCUAAUACUAUAUAUGUUCCACUGUCCAUAAGUGUGCUGGCUUUUUGUACUUGUAUUAUUACUUCAUGACUAUAAAAUGGCAGUCUCUGCUCCAGGAAUCACAUCCAUAUUCAUGUUUGAGGCAGGAAAAAGGAAGAAGAUAGGCGCCAACUGCAUCUGGUCCUUCUUUAAAAGCUUCCCAGAAUACUUCCCCUUUAUCUCAUUGGCUAGAACUGGAUUACAUGGCCAGCCCUAACUACAAAGAAAGCCAGGAAAAUAAGUACCUCACUUUUUCAGCCUAAUGGGAGAGUGGUUGGUGAUGGUGGAAGUAUUUCCAAGGGAAAAAUAUGUUCUUUAAAAGCACGAGCUGUCUUGAUUGAUAUGGAAGAAGGGGUAGUGAAUGAAAUUCUGCAGGGACCACUGAGAGAUGUAUUUGAUACGAAACAGCUGAUCACUGAUAUUUCUGGCUCAGGAAAUAAUUGGGCUGUGGGUCACAGAGUUUUCGGCAGUCUUUACCAAGACCAGAUUUUAGAGAAACUCAGAAAGUCGGCAGAGCACUGUGAUUGUUUGCAGUGUUUCUUUAUAAUACAUUCCAUGGGAGGAGGAACAGGAUCUGGACUUGGCACAUUUCUUUUAAAGAUGCUUGAAGACGAAUUCCCAGAAGUAUACAGAUUUGUGACUUCCAUUUAUCCUUCUGGUGAGGAUGAUGUCAUAACCUCACCUUAUAAUAGCAUCUUGGCAAUGAAGGAACUUAAUGAGCAUGCAGACUGUGUGUUGCCCAUUGACAAUCAAUCUUUAUUUGACAUCAUUAGCAAAAUCGACCUCAUGGUGAAUUCUGGAAAGUUGGGUACAACUGUGAAGCCAAAGAGCCUGGUUACUUCAAGUUCUGGGGCUUUAAAAACGCGGCAUAAGAAGCCCUUUGAUGCAAUGAAUAACAUUGUGGCAAAUUUGCUGCUCAACCUAACGAGCUCUGCAAGAUUUGAAGGAUCCCUUAAUAUGGACCUUAAUGAAAUCAGCAUGAAUUUAGUUCCUUUUCCUCAACUUCAUUAUCUCGUGUCAAGCCUAACACCUCUGUAUACACUUACAGAUGUUAACAUUCCUCCUAGAAGAUUGGAUCAGAUGUUUUCAGAUGCCUUUAGUAAAGACCACCAGCUGCUUCGGGCGGACCCCAAACACAGUCUUUACCUUGCCUGUGCGCUCAUGGUUAGAGGAAAUGUACAAAUUUCAGAUGUUCGUAGAAAUAUUGAAAGAUUAAAACCAUCUCUACAAUUUGUCUCCUGGAAUCAAGAAGGCUGGAAGACCAGCCUGUGUUCCAUACCUCCUGUGGGCCAUUCUCAUUCUUUAUUAGCUUUAGCAAAUAACACGUGUGUGAAGCCCACCUUCAUGGAACUGAAGGAGAGAUUCAUGAGGCUCUACAAGAAAAAGGCUCACCUUCAUCACUAUCUACAAGUUGAAGGGAUGGAAGAAAGCUGUUUCACAGAAGCUGUGUCAUCUUUAUCAGCACUCAUACAGGAAUAUAACCAACUGGAUGCCACAAAAAACAUGCCUGUGCAAGAUUUACCCAGACUAAGCAUAGCUAUGUAAAAAAGAAACCCUCAAAAAUACUUUCUUAAUUUCACAUUGUUUUUUCUGACCUUUCUGUUUCAAUAUUUUUGUAAUUUGGAAACCAGUUUUUUCAUAUUAGGAAAUAUUUUUGUCUAAAAGAGUGAUUUCUGUUUAAUCACAAUUUGUUGGUAAUACCAAUGUGUGAAAUUAAUGAAAUCUUAGUACCUUAACUUCAAACAUUUCUCUUCAGAAAAGUUCCCUUUUCUAAAAUUGAGAGAACAGAGUUCUUGAAUAUUUUGCUGUAUUUAUAGCCUCAUAUUUAGGCAUUUAUGCACUGAUAAUCAUAUCUUCAAUUAAAAUCUUGUAUAGAUAUAUUUGUAUAAUUAUUUAUAAUUUAUAUUUUGAUAUUCUAUUUAAGUUAUCCUGAUUCUUUAAACGUAGAUCCUGGGAGUAGAAGAACACAGUAUAAAUAUUUCCAUGUAAUAUCCACUAAAUUUUCAGGCAUAGGUUUUAUUACAACUGUUAAGGAGGUUUUGCUGCUUCUUUAGAUAACAAUUUGUUUGCUCAAAAGAAUCCUAAUUUGUACACUUAACAUGUAUUUGUAUUAAACUUUUUAAAUAAUUGCUUUCUUAUCAAACCAAUUGAUUUUAUAAUAAAUGUCCAUGUUUUUCAACAGUACUACUUGUUAUUGUUCUGCAUGUCAUUUAUACAAAUGAACAGAAUGUUACUAAGCUUGAUACCUUCCAAACUUUGCAAUAAAUGGCUGUAAUUGUUCCAGUUACUAUAA